AUGAGGACUGAAAGAGGACGAGAGCGCGUAGAACACGCGCCACCCGUCUCUUACGGCACCUCUGGCUAUUUUUUGGGCUUUAUUGAAACUACUGUUGUACCGACGACAACUUUAACAGGAGACUCCACUGAUGAUGAUUUUUUGGGCUUUAUUGAUACUACUGUUGUACCGACGACAACUUUAACAGGAGACUCCACUGAUGAUGAUUUUUUGGGCUUUAUUGAUACUACUGUUGUACCGACGACAACUUUAACAGGAGACUCCACUGAUGAUGAUUUUUUGGGCUUUAUUGAUACUACUGUUGUACCGACGACAACUUUAACAGGAGACUCCACUGAUGAUGAUUUUUUGGGCUUUAUUGAUACUACUGUUGUACCGACGACAACUUUAACAGGAGACUCCACUGAUGAUGAUUUUUUGGGCUUUAUUGAUACUACUGUUGUACCGACGACAACUUUAACAGGAGACUCCACUGAUGAUGAUUUUUUGGGCUUUAUUGAUACUACUGUUGUACCGACGACAACUUUAACAGGAGACUCCACUGAUGAUGAUUUUUUGGGCUUUAUUGAUACUACUGUUGUACCGACGACAACUUUAACAGGAGACUCCACAGACGAUGAUUUUUUGGGCUUUAUUGAUACUACUGUUGUACCGACGACAACUUUAAUAGGAGACUCCACUGAGGAUGAUUUUUUGGGCUUUAUUGAUACUACUGUUGUACCGACGACAACUUUAAUAGGAGACUCCACUGAGGAUGAUUUUUCAGGCUUUAUUGAUACUACUGUUGUACCGACGACAAUGUCAAUAGGAGACUCCACUGACAAUGCUGGAAGAGAUCCCUGUUCUGAGCUCAACUGUACUGAAGAUGAAUGGUGUGGAGAGAUGAACAGUGUUUACGGCUGUUUCUGCAAUGACAACCAAACCAGAUCUGAUCCUGACUCUUUUGAUUUCUUUGAAACCUGUGAGAGCAGUACAGGAUCUAUAUCUAUAUCUCGCUGUCAGCUCUUUGAAGCUGGUUUUUCAGCUCAUGGCCUGCACCUAAAUGAUCCCAGAUGCAGAGGAAUCAUCCAGAAUGGCCGAGUGGAGUUUAGUUUUGAUAACAAUGAACACACCUGUGGUACAAAUCUUAUGGCCAAUGGCACUCAUAUCAUCUAUAAGAACUUUAUUUGGGGAGCACCAGAGUCAUCUGAAAGUCUCAUCAGCAGAGAAAGAAUUUUGCAGAUAUCUUUCAGCUGUGUUUACCCACAAACCCAAACACUUUCUAUGAUUGAAAUGAACCCACUGGAGAGCGUUGUGCACAAGAAUCUUGUUGGUCAAGGGAUGUAUCAGGUCCGAAUGAUCCCAUAUAAGGAUGUUGGGUUCUCUCAGCCCUUCAAUGGUAGUGUUGAUGCAGAACUCAACCAGAAGAUUUUUGUUGAGGUUCGUGUUGAUGGGGUUGACAGUCGACAGUUGGUGACAGUGAUUGACACAUGUUGGGCUACACCUGUGAAUGAUCCAGAUUACAGUCUGCGCUGGGAUCUCAUCACUAAAGAGUGUCCAAAUCCACAUGAUAACACAGUGAAGCUUCUUCAGAAUGGUGUCUCAACAUCCAGCCGUUUCUCCUUCAAGAUGUUCAUCUUCAACUCAAACUCCACUAAAGUUUACCUGCACUGUGCUGUUCAUCUUUGUAUUCUGGCCAACAAUCACUGCUCAGCGCACUGUGGCUCUGGAUAUCACCAGAGGGUCGGCAGGUCUCUGGACUUCCAUGACAGUUCUUCUAUAUCCAUGGGUCCUUUCGUCUGGUCUGAUGGAAAUGCAGACAAAUGGGCUCCAGAAUCAGUGCACGUGUCCGGAGCUCCAGGUCUGUGUGGUAGUUUGAUGAUACUGCUGGUGUCACUCAUGAGUGCCUGCAUCAUCUUCUAGGACAUCUCCACAAUGCACAAUUUUUAAUCUUAAACGUUUCUAUACCUUAACGUUUGCUAACACACCAAUGAAGGAUUAGGACUGUACUUGUUUUGAUGAAUAUUUUGAGAUUAUUCUGCCUGUAAUAAGAUUUAGUGUGAUUGUCGAUUUUCUUUUUUUAAUAGUCUCUUAUUUAAAAUACUUUAUUGUGUAAAAAAACAUUGUACAAAUAAAGUUCAAACCAAGCAUCUGAAUAUGUAAGAAAUUGAUUUGAUUGACUUUGAAUGUGGCAUAUUUUUUGGUGCAGUAGAGUACAUGUAAAACUACAUGUCUGAGUAUUUGAAACUACUGGUUUAGCAGAGGCAUUGUAGACUGCUUAAUUCGGGAGUUGUGUUCCAACAAUGUCUU
Misgurnus anguillicaudatus (oriental weatherfish) is the source of this 2289-nucleotide messenger RNA. The record is from RefSeq and is a predicted model, not a curated record. Lineage: Eukaryota; Metazoa; Chordata; Actinopteri; Cypriniformes; Cobitidae.